Molecule: messenger RNA, 2526 nt
Organism: Naumovozyma castellii
Lineage: Eukaryota; Fungi; Ascomycota; Saccharomycetes; Saccharomycetales; Saccharomycetaceae
Gene: VPH1
Product: H(+)-transporting V0 sector ATPase subunit a
Exons: 1
Coding region: 1-2526 (841 amino acids)
Source: RefSeq, a predicted model, not a curated record
AUGAGCGAAAUAAUCAAGGUUGAAAAAGAUGAGGCCAUAUUUCGUUCUGCGGAGAUGUCUCUUAUACAAUUGUAUAUCCCACAGGAAAUAUCAAGGGAUGCAGUGAAUACGUUAGGUCAAUUAGGGAUUGUUCAGUUUCGUGAUUUAAACACCAAGACACGAUCCUUCCAGAGAACUUUUGUCAAUGACAUUAGAAGACUGGAUAAUGUCCAAAGACAAUUUCGUUACUUCUUCACCUUACUGCAGAAACACCAUAUCACUUUAUAUGAAGGUGAUGCAGAACAGUACACUCUCAGAUCUGAUGAAAACCUAAUUACUGAAGGCCAAUUGACAGUUCCACCAUCAACAUCUGUCAUCGAUGAUUAUGUCCAAAAUGGAUCUUUCUUAGAGGAGCGUUUGAUCCAAAUGGAAGAAGCUACAGAGCAAAUUGAAUUACAAAAGACGGACUUAGAACAAUUUAGAAUAGUUCUUCAAUCAAGUGACGAUUUUUUUGACACUAAGAAUGCACCAACAAUUGCAGGAACCUUGGACGUUGAAGAAGGAUUAGUUGCCACAGAGUCAGUUAGUUAUAUUACUGGGAUUAUUCCAAGGGAUAAAAUCAGCGUUUUGGAACAAAUCUUAUGGAGAGUUUUGAGAGGUAACUUAUAUUUCAAAAAUAUUGAAAUAGAAGAACCAAUUUAUGAUGUUAAGACGAAGGGUUACGUUGCUAAGAAUGCAUUUAUUGUCUUUUCUCAUGGUGAUUUGAUUCUACAAAGAAUUAGAAAGAUUGCCGAAUCAUUGGAUGCUAAAUUGUACGAGGUAGACAAGUCUGCUGAACUAAGAUCCCAGAAACUAUUAAGAAUCAACGAGAAUUUGGGAGACUUGUACACCGUGUUGCAAACAACUACGACUACAUUAGAAAGUGAAUUAAUUGCAAUCUCUAAGGAAUUAAAUGUCUGGUACCAAGACAUUGCUCGUGAAAAGGCGAUCUUUGAAACUUUAAAUAAGUUUAACUUUGAUAAAAAUAGAAAGACUUUGAUUGCUGAAGCUUGGAUUCCAAAAGAUGAAUUAAAGUUCUUACAGGAGUGUCUAACCGAAAUGACUACAAAAUUAGGUGUAGAUGUACCAUCAAUUAUUCAAGUUUUAGAAACCAACAAAACUCCACCUACUUUCCAUAAAGUGAACAAAUUUACCGAAGGAUUUCAAAAUAUUGUUGAUUGUUAUGGUAUUGCCCAGUACCGUGAAGUCAAUCCAGGGUUACCUACAAUUGUCACAUUCCCAUUUAUGUUUGCAAUCAUGUUUGGUGAUAUGGGUCAUGGGUUUCUAAUGUUCUUAGCAGCCCUGAUGCUAGUAUUGAAUGAGAAGAAACUUAAUAAAAUGAAAAGAGGCGAAAUAUUUGAUAUGGCCUUUUCAGGGAGAUACAUUGUUUUGUUCAUGGGAUUGUACUCUAUGUAUACUGGUUUCCUUUACAAUGAUAUAUUUUCCAAAUCUAUGACAAUCUUCAAAUCAGGCUGGGAAUGGCCUGAGCAAUGGAAGGAAGGAGAGACAAUAUUUGCAAAAAGCGUAGGAACUUAUCCUAUUGGGUUAGAUUGGGCCUGGCAUGGGACUGAAAAUGCGUUAUUAUUUUCGAACUCCUACAAAAUGAAGUUAUCAAUUUUAAUGGGGUUCAUCCAUAUGACCUAUUCCUACAUGUUUUCUUUGGUGAACCAUUUACACUUCAAUUCCAUGAUCGAUAUUAUUGGUAACUUUAUUCCGGGCUUGUUGUUUAUGCAAGGCAUCUUUGGUUAUUUGUCUGUUUGCAUUGUUUACAAAUGGGCUAUUGAUUGGGUGAAAGACGAAAAACCAGCACCAGGGUUAUUGAACAUGCUGAUUAACAUGUUUUUAUCCCCAGGUACAAUUGAUGACGAGUUAUACCCACAUCAAGCUAAAGUACAGGUUUUCUUAUUGUUAAUGGCAUUAGCUUGUAUUCCAUGGCUAUUACUUGUCAAACCAUUGCAUUUCAAGUUCACACAAAAGAAACAUAUCGCUUUACCUACCUCAGACGAUAUUGAAACUCAAGCCUUAUUACAUGAUGGAAACGAAGACAAUGAAGAAGUGGAGGGAGAAUCCAGUGGUGGACACGGAGAAGAUUUUAGUGAUAUCAUGAUUCAUCAAGUCAUCCAUACUAUCGAAUUUUGUUUGAAUUGUGUCUCUCAUACGGCAUCAUACCUACGUCUAUGGGCUUUAUCAUUGGCGCACGCUCAAUUAUCCAGUGUCUUAUGGACUAUGACAAUCCAGAUCUCCUUCGGUGUUACAGGAGCUCUUGGUGUGUUUAUGACAGUUGCUCUAUUUUCCAUGUGGUUUUGCCUGACAAUCGCUGUCUUGGUUUGUAUGGAAGGUACCUCGGCAAUGUUACAUUCAUUGCGUUUGCAUUGGGUUGAAUCUAUGUCCAAAUUUUUUGUUGGUGAAGGUAUUCCAUAUGAACCUUUUGAAUUCAUUUAUCAUGAUAUGGAAACUGAUGUCACUAAUAUGAGUGGACUCAGUCCAACUUCGACCAAGGCAGAAUAG